AAGAUGUUCAAGCUACGUUAGACAUAAAAAAUCUUACUUUGAAUAAUAAGAAAUUAGAAUGGACUGAUCCUAAAGCCAAAUUAUAUGCUAUCUGCUCGUCUGCACACCACAACGCUACUACAUGCCCAAGACGUCAUCAGUCCCCUAAGGAUUGCAAUAUGCAGAAUCUUUACCAGC
Funneliformis caledonium is the source of this 177-nucleotide messenger RNA. The record is from the annotation of a GenBank genome assembly. Lineage: Eukaryota; Fungi; Glomeromycota; Glomeromycetes; Glomerales; Glomeraceae.